AUGUUUGUCCCUCAUUACUUAAGCGGUGAACAAAAGCAGCAGCGAUUGGACUCCUGUGGUGACUUCAUCAAUGCAACAGAUAAAGAUGACACAUUUUUACAGUCAAUCGUCAAAGGAGAUAAAUGUGGUAUUUUGUGUAUGAUUCACAAAAUGAAAUGCCAAAGCAUGGAGUAUCGCAGUCCCUCUUCACCGAAAUCGAGAAAGUUUCGUUUCGAAAAGUCAAAAGUUAAGACAAUGUUGAUUACCUUUUUCGAUGCACAGGAAAUUAUCCAUAAAGAAUACCAAACAGUUAAUGGUGAAUUUUAUUACCAUGUUAUGAAGCACCUCCUGGCUCGCAUUCGUGAUGUUCGGCCCCAUCUCGCUGCAUCAGGCAGGUGGUUCCUGUUGCAUGAUAAUGCACGCCCUCAUACUGCAAUUUGUGUUAAGACGGUUCCUCGCACAGCAAAAGUAUUUACAUGUGAUGUAUGA
This is a messenger RNA of Stegodyphus dumicola, 468 nucleotides long. RefSeq lists its product as uncharacterized. The record is from RefSeq and is a predicted model, not a curated record. NCBI's taxonomy places the organism in Eukaryota, Metazoa, Arthropoda, Arachnida, Araneae, Eresidae.